Dendroctonus ponderosae (mountain pine beetle) is the source of this 5074-nucleotide messenger RNA. RefSeq names its product serine/threonine-protein phosphatase rdgC (gene rdgC). The coding region runs from base 254 to 2725 and encodes 823 amino acids. The record is from RefSeq and is a predicted model, not a curated record. Lineage: Eukaryota; Metazoa; Arthropoda; Insecta; Coleoptera; Curculionidae. Gene Ontology annotation, cellular component: cytosol; nucleus. The transcript is spliced from 15 exons. Gene Ontology annotation, molecular function: protein binding; calcium ion binding; protein serine/threonine phosphatase activity.
GUCGGGACGUCUUUUCAGUCUAAAUCCGACGCCAGUUUCGAGUGAAUCUAAUUUCGUUCGCAGCGUGGAAACUACGGAGAAAAAUCGCGUGAUCGACAUACUUUUUUACCGGUGCAAAGGUUUUCCUUUGUAGAAACAAGUUCGGUAGUGAAUUAACCGGGGUUUUAGUGGAUAUUCCUGCUGGAAUAAUUAGGAUCUCACAGUGCAGGAUUUGCCAGUAAACAUAGGUUCCUUUCAGGCUUUGCAGCAAGUCAUGUCACAAUGCGCUUGUGUUAAAAUGAAGAAAAAACCGGUCAUCAAUGAAGACGAAGAACUAUCGGAUAGCUCGAAGUCGGAGAUGAUGGCCGCUACUCCCUGCCUGAAAGCAAAACCAAAACCCAAAAGAAGAUUGAGCUUCAAAAUCGCCGAUUUUCGCAGGAUUAUUCCCGAUCGAAUACUGCAAUGUUUCGGGCAGGAUGAGCUGGAAAUGACCAAGCUGGAAAAGACCAUUAAAGCGUCGCUGCUGAUUCAGAAAUGGUAUCGCAGCUACAUGGCCAGAUUAGAAGUGCGAAGGCGAUACACAUGGACUAUUUUCCAGACUUUGGAAUAUGCUGGUGAACAGGAUCAAGUCAAGCUCUACAAUUUCUUCAAUGCUCUUCUAACACAUAUUCCACAAACAGCAAAUCGAGAUGGUUACAACUCGAAAGGGGCCAGCAGAAGUUCCUCCUUUGACAAUUUGGACUUGGAGUUUGAAGAUGAGUCUCCAGAGGAAGAAUAUUCGAUCGACCAAGAUGAUAAGAAAGCUUUGAGGAAUUUUGUGCUCGAGUAUCCCUAUACCGAUGAGAAAAUCACUGAGCUAAUUGAAAUUUUUCGGAAACACAGACAUUUUAGGUUGCCUCCUAAAGUGGUCGCUGAUAUCCUUAGAAGAUCAGUUACAGCGCUUCGAAGAUUGCCGAAUAUCAGUGUGGUUUCAACAGCACUUUCCAAGCAAAUCACUGUUUGUGGCGAUCUGCAUGGGAAGUUUGAUGAUUUGCUCGUCAUUUUACAUAAGAAUGGGCUUCCAUCAGCGGAAAAUCCUUACGUUUUCAACGGCGACUUUGUCGAUCGAGGCAAACGGGGCUUAGAAGUGAUCGUCGUUUUGCUAUUGUGUCUGAUCGCCUUUCCUGGCGGUGUCUACUUGAAUCGAGGAAAUCAUGAGGAUCACAUUAUGAAUCAAAGAUAUGGUUUUAUACGGGAAGUGCAGUCUAAAUACAGGAAAAAUCACGAGCGGAUUUUGAAACUUUUUGAAAGCGUCUACCGGUGGCUGCCUUUGGGGACCAUCGUCAAUAACCGUGUGUUGAUAGUGCAUGGAGGAAUUUCGGACACAACCGAUCUGGAAAUGAUUCGGAGUCUGGAGAGGGAAAAGUAUGUUUCACUUUUGAGGCCUCCGCUUUGUGACAGUUCGGCACCGGGUGCGGACGCUAUCAAUAAAGUUGAAUGGAAACAGGUGUUUGAUAUUUUGUGGUCAGAUCCCCAAGAAACCAAAGGAUGCAUCCCCAACGCCUUAAGGGGAGCAGGCACGUACUUCGGUCCGGACGUUACCAAGAAAUUUCUGGAAGAAAAUCGACUUUCCUAUGUGGUGAGAUCGCACGAAUGUAAAGCUGAUGGAUACGAAAUGUGCCACGACAACCUAAUAAUAACGAUUUUCUCUGCAUCCAACUACUACGAAAUCGGCUCGAAUAAUGGGGCUUAUGUAAAGCUGAUGGGGCCCAAUUUAGAGCCACAUUUCGUUCAAUACAUGGCCAAUGCGGGCAGAAGAAAACUGAAUUUCUAUCAGCGAAUGGGGCUGGUUGAAUCGGGCGCUACCAAAGAGUUGCAAGCCCAAAUCCUCAAUAACCGGUUCGUUAUUGAGGAGGAGUUUCACAAUUUAGAUCCAGAAAAUACUGGAUAUAUCACGGUUACACAAUGGUGCAUAACUCUGGAAAAAUGCACUGGACUGCAAAUCCCCUGGCGACUGCUGAAGGACAAGCUAGUAACCAUCGAUCCUGAUACCAAGUUGGUUCAAUAUCAAACCACAUUUGUAGAUGUUAAAAGCGCCCGAUUAAAUAGCGUGCAAGGAGCUAGCACAGUGGUCGAGACGUUGUAUAGAAAUAAAAGCAGUUUGGAGGCCAUUUUUCGCAUUAUCGACAAAGACAAUUCAGGUUACAUAAGUUUAGACGAACUGGCCGAAGCAUGCAACCUUAUCAAAGAACACAUGCCGUGCAACAUGACCGAGGACCAACUCUCGGAAAUAUGUCGAAUGAUGGACAUCAACAAAGACGGCCUAGUGGACUUGAACGAAUUCCUCGAAACCUUCCGAAUGGUGGACCCGGAAAGUAAACGAAAAAAUAUGCCAACCAGUCCGGAUAACAGCAUGUGGACGAAUGGGGCAAACAGCAGAAGCCCGCGACGAAGUCCCAAAGAGCGAAAGGAACAAAAGCAGCAUCAACUAGCUGAUAAGCAGGCAGCUGGAAAGGCGAAUAUUUUUGUGGAAGCGUCCAAUGCUAUUUCCGUGGAAAUUUCGGAACCCACAACGACCGAAUCCAACGAACACAGUCCGGAAAAAAAGGACUGUCAAGGGGAAGCAAUUUCCUUGAGGGUGCAGGUGCAUAAUUUCAACUCGCCUGCUGAUGGUGCGGAAACAAGGGAUGGCAGCCUUAUGCCGGUACAUCAAAACGGGUUGAAAACUUCUCCGGUGCUGAGCAGCAGAAGAGGAUCUCUGAUCUAAGUUGGCAUGUUUUGCUGCAGCUCAAGAGCAACUAUUCCGUUCACUGAUUUGAUUGCAGUAUUUUGUCUUGUAGAGCUAAUCGAUUUAACUUCGUGUGCUCAACUCAAGGAUUUCUUCGCUAAUGUCUUCUCUAUGUUCCUGCUGUGUUUUCCUUCUGUCUUGUUUUUACUGCCAACUCUUUUAUUCACUACGGUUGUUCUCUUCUGUCCUCGGCAAGUGAAUUAGGGAUGUUUUUUUUAAAACCAAAUCCUCUUUUAAUGUUGCAAGUUGAGUUCAAAACGGUUUUCCGUGACGUGAAUGAAAAGGCCGUUCAACAAGUGUGUUUUGAAAAACUACUGUUAAGAUUGCGACUUUUUAGUCACUAAAAUAUCCCUUCCAGCGAGUCACACCAAUUUAGACCCCCACUGGACGAUUAUUUCAUAAGAAACAUCUCGUUCUAAAAAUACGCUUAAAGAUUCUUCCCUAAUUAAGGUACAACUUAAAAUAAGAUAAUUUAGUUAAAGCUACGUUUAUUUACCAAGAAAUCGUAUCGUAUGAAACUGCCAUGUUUUCUAGCGUUAGCUGGGUCGUUUUUGCUGCAAAAGAUGUUGGAAAAGGUGCCGCUUUGAUCAAAGGUCGGAUUUAGGUAAAGUAUUGGCCACUAGGGGAACAAUUUUCUAGAAAGAGUUUUUUGAAGAAUCUAAUGAAAGAAAGUGAAAUUAAAGUGGACAUACAUGAGAACUGGAGGUUCUGUGAGAACCAGUCACCAGCUACGAACUUUCGUGUGAAUUUGUCAGUUUUUUUUUUAAUUUUGUUUUACAUGCGACAUUUGAACAUUUUGUGGAGUAAAUUGGCUCGGCCUUUCACUAAGGAGAACCUUCCUCCAAAGAGAAUAGAGUUUUUCCAGCCCAAGUAAGUCGGCCAAUAAAAAUGUUGUUAAACAUCGCCGACUCUUUAUUAGGUAAAAAAACCUUUGGCAGCAGAAUUUAGGUAAAUUUUCCAAAAUGGAAAUGUACACGAACUCCUGAUUGACCAGGUGCUUUUUGCAAAGUUCUCGCUCCUUUUUGGCGGGUGGAAACUAUACAUUAGUACGCCGAAAUUUGCCGAAAAAAAUACGUUUUUAUUGAAACUGGUAGAGAUAGAAAUUUGCAACUUUUACCAAAAAAUAGAGCAAGAUUUCUGCGACAGAUUUAAAAGUUUUAAACAAUUUACCCUCUUCAGGGCAUUUUUGUGCGCAGCCCGUAAAAACGUGCAAGUUUUUCUUUACAAAAAUCUCUCUUCUAAACAAAUCAACGUACUGCCUUGGCGACAUCGGCGUUGAAACAAGAACAGUUUUCAGACCGAAAAUUUUUUGGAAUUGCUAUCACAAAGAGGAAAGUUUGGAGGAAUUUUUAAAUGUUGGAAUGUUUGCUCAAAAUUAAAAUAAAAUAGGAAAUUUCAGUUCUUGCGAUGAUUUUGAUGUUCCAAACUCGGAGUAGCAAUUUGGUUGCUGUUUCAAACAAUCAGCGCAGCAAACGGCUCGAAGUUUCCAAAUAAAAAAAUGCUUGCAAACGAAAAACUCUAUUUUCCAUAGCCCUCUUCGGCUAAACCCUUCGAAAGCAAUACACAAAUUCAAUUACCUAAAUAUAUACAGUAUUUAUACUGCUUCGUAGAGCGAGGCUUUUGGGGGCAACAUUUACGUGAUAGGAAAAGAGGCAGCCCCCAAUAGCCGGUGAGUAGGCAUUUUUUCGAAAUAGAAUAGAUUAGGCCUGAAAUUUAUCUUCUUAUAAACAGUCAUAUUUUAUAUAUAGAUAUAUUUACCAAUUGAAGUCCGUUAAGGUUUUGUUGAAAAUCAAAUAAAUAUAUAUAUAUUAAUGCCCUUUUGAUGUUAGCGCAUGCAUAAUAUUGAAACUAUAUCACUAUUUGAGAAAUAAUAUCACUAACCAUAUGAGAUUCUAUUCGAUAUUAUGCUUCUUAGAGUUUAAGACAAAUUAUUCAAAAUGUAAUUAAUUGAGCGCAGUGGACAGAGCCGUGAAUCGUUUAUCGUUUAACCGUUAAUAGGAAAUCGAAAUCCUCAGGGAAGAUAAGGGAAUGUUUUAUCCACUGAGCUGGUAAGGACCAAUCUCUAUGUGUACAUAUUGGACCAAAACAAUUUUUGUGAGCAACAUGUCCUUCCAAGUCUAUUUUUUUGAGAGAUUAGUAUUUAUUGUGCCGUUUUUUAUACUAACCAUUAGGUUUAGUUCCUAUUUAGUUGAUCUAUUGACUGUGUUACUUGUACAUUUGUUUUUUAGUCUAAAAGUAUAUUUUGUACUGGCUUAUGGUUGCGAUGUGUCUGGUGAACAAUUGUAAUGUUGAAACUACAGUUACAAGUAAAGGAAAAACAUUCUUGAA